AUGCGAUUCGAAGUGCCACUCUCUGAAGUUGAUUCGAGUGACGAACUCGACCAGCUUUUAUUCGAUUACCUCGGUCCACCCAUCCACCUACCUCCAAAGGCCAAGGGAAUGCCGCAGCCCGCUAUGGAAUCGACAAACUCGGCCCCCGAUCUCUCGCGAGACAGCCCAAGCCAUGACUUUACUCCAAAAUCUUGUAGACAGUCCGGGGGAGCCAAAAGGGUUCCCACUAACGGUAGCCGUGCACCAAGUGAUACAUCUUUCACUAAUCCCAACCUCAUCCUCUUCGAGAAUGCGCGGACUGCUUCCAGAAAUCACCGUCAAGGCUCGCAGAUCGAAAGUCCGUUUUACAUUCUCCCGGGAGAUCUAUCGAACGUUGGCCGCAGCUUUCUGCCUCUGAACACGCCCAACCCAGGAACUCACAUCACGAACAUCCCCAUUGAUCAUGAACAUAGUCAGUCCGGUGUUACUGCAAAUGAAGAGCCGAAGAGUUACGAUGAGAGCCCUCCCAAAGUGAAAAGACGCCUCAGACUAGGAGGAAUGGUGCGCGUGGUAAGUGCCCAGGUGAGAGAUGUAGAUUUCUACAAAUAUACACAAGCUAAUAUCGUUCCCAAGAAACGCCCACUCGACGAGCUCGAAGAAGAGGAUCAAUCUGGUAUCAAGGCCGAAGAUCCGGAGCCAGAGAAGGAAGUCUUUCACAAUUCCAAGACUACGCUUGAUCCAACCGACACGGCUAUCCCAGUCAAGCCUCUUCACCCACGCGCUGUGAAAUUCGAACUAACCGAAUUGACCCGCUCAGCAAGCUCUUUCGGCGCACCCGGCGAGAAAGUUGAAGCCAAGCCAAGCUUGACAAACUUUGCGGACAGUCCAUUUACCACAGGAAUUAUCACAGAUGGCUCAACCAAAUCCACCCCUGCAGAAAGUCCCUCUUCAACUCUAUCAUGGGAAGAAGUUGUCGCAAGCAGUCUAGUUGCCGCCCCCGCCAUGACCACCAAUUCAAAUACAACAGCCCCCCAAAUCAAGACUCCCACCAAACUAGUUGCUACCGUCCGCGGUGAUCAGACCCCGCCAUUUCUCAAGGCCCUUAAGGAGUUGAGGUACGAAAACUACAAAUCUCGCCUCAUCCGUCCCCAGAGUCCUUCAAGCAGCACGUCCAUUGAGACCCCAUCGAGCUCUCAAAGCCCAGAUAGCUUGACCGUGAAUCUAUCGGAAGACAAUACCCUUAUUGAGCCCCCAUUGAGUGCACAAACUCUCGACAGCUUGGUCGUGAAUCUGUCGAAGGGCAAUACGCAGACUACUCCGGACAAGUAUCUCCAGGCCCCAAGCAAUGAGAGCCUCGAGGCAAAUAUCCGCAAGAAGGAGCUCCUGAAGGAAUUCUGUGACAAGGUAUCGGAUCUCAGAACAGGAUCUUUCCUGCGGACAAAGAUGGUCGAAGCAAGGCAGCAGGUCAAAAUUGACGCGCUCCAACGGGAGAAUUCCAGCCUCCUCGAAGAGAAAAGUCAGGAUCGUCAAGAGAUCGGCCGACUGGGUUUAAAACUGGCUAUCAUUGAAGCAGAGAGGCAGUUUGAUAAGCGGAAGAUCUUGCAGUCUAAGAAAGUCUUACGCGAGGUUUCCAUUCAUGCUGACAACGUGAGAAAUCUGUUCCCCAACAUGUCUUUCCACAACGAUCAAGAAAGGAUCACCGGUGAGAAACCGAGCAUGAAUGCCUUUAGUGCUCUACGGGAGCUGGAGGAGAAGAACAAGAUUUCGGGGUAG
Penicillium manginii is the source of this 1752-nucleotide messenger RNA. RefSeq lists its product as uncharacterized. The coding region runs from base 1 to 1752 and encodes 583 amino acids. The record is from RefSeq and is a predicted model, not a curated record. The transcript is spliced from 2 exons. NCBI's taxonomy places the organism in Eukaryota, Fungi, Ascomycota, Eurotiomycetes, Eurotiales, Aspergillaceae.